Molecule: messenger RNA, 2228 nt
Organism: Pocillopora meandrina
Lineage: Eukaryota; Metazoa; Cnidaria; Anthozoa; Scleractinia; Pocilloporidae
Source: the annotation of a GenBank genome assembly
AUGCGACGAGCUCAAUUUCUUUUCUCUUUUUAUGAUUCUGCGCCUGGCCUAGCUAUAUUCUAUACUUCCUUCGAUCUGGCACUCAAAUUUCCUAAAACCGCCCAUUCACACACAAGGUACAGUAUUGAGCCUUUUACGUUAAUUAAGGCCUUUUCAAUACUUAAUAAUGCGUUUACAAGACGUUUCAGCCCAGGUGACAUACGUCACGCUUGUCUGGCGUUCUACAUUAUUUAUAAUACAAAAAACAAAUUUAUAAAUACCCUCGGCGCACUCGUCUCUGAGGCUUAUCUUUCCGUACGCGCAACGAUGACAACCGGAGCGAUGCAGUCGCAAAAUUAUUCCUACUUCGGCAGUAACUUACCGGGAAAAGACACGGGCUCUCAUGCUCAACAGUUAGAUUUUCCUUACACUCCCUGCCGAAUGCAGUCACCAAAUUAUUAUAAUCAAUCGCCGCUACCGAGUUUUAUGUCACCCAUGCCUCAGGGAAGCCUCGGUCAAGUGAAUGGAUAUACCGCGGAGCCAUCCACGUACCCGAACGCACCGAUUUCAGGGCAAAAUGGGAGCACAAUUCCGAUUGAUCAUCAAGGUUACUACUCGCCUCAAGAAGCAGGUCAGAACUGCUCCUUCCACCAAUACGCUUGGUUGAAAAGCACUUCUUCUGCGGAAAAUUGGUGGCAUAACUCGACUGCGGCAGGUUAGUACAUCAAAACUUCCUCUUACGAGGUAGACACGCUCGUUCGUCCGCUCGCACAAGCCAUACUAGUUCUCUUCGCUAUAGUUAUAACGCUGCGUUGAGUUCUGACUCUGUGAAAUGUUUAUCACAUAACAAACAACUUAUGCGGUUUACAAGCAUUAAUUUGGCAUUAGUUUGACUAAUUGUUGAAAAUUUGUCCUCGAACGACGCACUGUGACCGCACGGACCAUAUUUACAGGCUCCUAACGCCAUGAUAUUUAACUGCUGACGAUACUUGACGCGCCAUAAAACUGUACUUAAUAAGCGAUCGCCAUUAGUCAGCAUUUAACUGUGAUUUAACGUGAAGAUUGUGUACAAUUUUCGUGAAGGCUUGUAUGGUAGUUUCUUAGUAAGUUUUUUUAAUUCUUUACGGUUUGUUGUUUUCUUACAGGAAACGUUGCUUGGAACAGUAGAGGAGCUUCCGAGGGAAAACGCAAAAGGACAGCUUACACUCGAAAGCAGUUGCUGGAACUAGAGAAAGAAUUCCAUUUUAACCAUUUUCUUACCAAGGAGAGGAGAGCUGAAAUGGCUUCUCAAUUAAACCUCACUGAAAGGCAAGUCAAAAUUUGGUUUCAAAACCGGCGCAUGAAAUGGAAAAAAUGCAACUCUCAAGCAAUGAGUAAAAGCUCAAAACCUGGCACGGGUUCUCAAAAUACAAGCGCGGCUACAGUUCAAGACCUUCACAUUCCUAACCCAGUAUCACAGCCCUUGAGUACAACAUCCAUAAACUCACAAACAUCCUUGGACAACGCUACUGUUCCAAGCUGUUUGGCAGGCUAUCGAGGCCACCAGAGUUGAGAACUUAGCCAUGCGCGUUCAGCAAUUCGUUUAUAAUUUACGACUGAAAUCCUUCUCAGUCAACAUUCGUCCGAUCGCAUUCUUAUUUAACAUUUUAAAGAAACAUUUCUAACGUAAGGAUAAAGAGAAUUUUUUUCUUGGUCAUAAAAGAGAGAUUUUAUUAAAGAUGCAGUUAUGAUAAGUUGAUUUUCAAUAAUGUAUUUAGCAAGAAAUGAAUGAAUAUUCAGUGUAUAAAGCUGACUAGUCUCUCAUUAGCAAGUUAGUUCGGAAGUGAAUCGUUGCUCUCUUUUGAAGGCGACGCUGGGUCACGAAACAUAGACCACGUUCCGCUGUACAUACAAACAAAAAUUAUAAAACGAAAGGAGCUGUAAAUAUCAUGUCCGCUAAACUGUAUUUCCAUAACGCACUCACAAUUUGGAAAUAAUGUUUUCAAAACUUCGAAGAGACUUUUAUUUAUGCCAGAAAUAUUUCAGCGGACAAGAACCCACGAGUUGAAGUAAGCGCCGUUAUUUACAUCAGAUAGGUUUCAAAUUGCUUUAAAAGACCAAUACUUGUAUUUAAUUUCUUAACGUUACACAUUUCUGCUAAGUUUGUGUCGUUCGAAACAAUCCCUCUAUUUGUGUAUGUUGUGUAAAGACUCAAUAAAAUUUUCUCUGUCAAUAUUUGUCGAGCAAUUAGAGUUGAGACAACAAGAACC